AUGCUUAAAGCUGGAAACUUCGGUGAAAUCAGUCCUCAGGUGUCCAAGGCCAUCGACAAGGACGCCAAGGAGAGACUGGUUCUCACUGCUGAGAGUGAAUACCAAUUCCAGGAGAUCGACGCCGUUCACGACGACCACCGCUCUCGUGGUCUCCCUUUGAAAGUGUAUCGCCACUAUGCUGACAUUCAACGUAGUUAUGAGCAAGCCAACGACUACGACGGCCUGUACGUUGCUCAGAGAAACCAAAUCAAGACAGAUGCUCAUGCAAACCUUUCUGAGGACAAACUGGACACCCAGCGCAAGCUCCGUCAGGCCAAAGUGUACUCCAUUUUCUUCCUUAUCACCACUGAUAUUUUGGGACCAAGUAAUGCUCCAUAUGCUAUUGCCCAGAUGGGUUACGUGCCAGGUAUCAUCCUAUACGUCAUCUUUGGUAUUUUUGCAGCUCUUGGAGGGUACGUUCUGAACUACUGUUUCUGCAAACUGGACUCCAACAACUAUCCGAUUCGGACUUUCUCCGAUCUGGCCGGGAGAGCCGUUGGAGCUUGGUUCCGCUACCCAACGGCCCUGUUGCAAUUUAUCCAGAUGAUCAUGAACGUUGGUCUGAUCAUGCUGUCUACCGGACAAACUCUGGCCCAGAUGCUUGUCACAAACCGUGGCCACAACUCGCUGUGUUUCAGUGUUGAGGUGCUGGUUUGGGCAUUUUUGGGUAUGAUUCUUGGCCAAAUCAAGACUUUGAGCCGUUUCGCUCACAUCGCCAAUUCCGCUGUCUGGAUGAACGUGGCUGUUUGUAUCAUCACCAUGGUGGCUGCAGGUGUGGAAAAUAAGCCAAAUUAUGACCUGUUCUGGUCCAACUACGGAUGUACCGCUCCAUACAACACCCUGGAAAUCGUCAGACACGCUGUUGCUCCAGGUUCGCUUUCUGACCGUAUUGGUGGAAUGAACAACAUGGUUUUUGCCUGGGGAGGUGCCACCGUUUUCUGUGAGUGCAUGUAUGAGCUCAGAAGACCUAUGGACUUCUGGAAGGGCAUGAUCUGUGCACAGACUUUCAUUCUGGUGAUUUACCUGGUCUUCGGUCUGUUUAUCUACUCCAAAUUGGGACAAUGGUCUUACGUUACCGCCAACAUGGGUAUUUCAAGCCACGCUUUGCAAAAUGCCACCAACGUCCUUAACCUUGUGUCUGGUAUGCUUGCCGCCACGCUCUAUGCUAACGUCGGUCUGAAGGUGCUUUACCAAGGUUUCCUUGUUUCCGACUUCAAAUUCCCUCAAUUGACCAGUUACAAGGGUACCAUUGUUUGGGGAGUUCUGGUGGUCGUCUACUGGGCCUGCGCUUUCAUCAUCGGUGCAGCCAUCCCAGGUAUCAGUGAGUUGGUCUCCAUCAUUGGUGCCUUCUGUAUCUUCCAAUUUUCCUACACCUUGCCAUUCUUGUUCAUUCUUUGUCUCUUGAUCCGUAUGGAUGUGACAAUGCCAGACAGUUUCGAUCCCGUGUCUGAAAAACUUGUCAAGGCAGACACUCUGCGCAACUGGUCCCGUUGGAAGCGUGGUCUCACACACGGAGGAUGGAAACGUACCCUUAUCAAAGUUACUGCUUUCCUUCUUUUCCUUGCAUCCCUUUCCUGUGCGGGACUUUGCUCAUACUCUGCUAUCGAAAGUGCCAUCGAGUACUAUAAGACAUCCACAGCUAGCGCAUUUGGAUGCACGGCCCCUGUUACGCCAAAUAAAGGAUUCACCUGUGCUGGUAUCACAGUCGGCGGCAAUUGA
This is a messenger RNA of Ogataea parapolymorpha DL-1, 1758 nucleotides long. RefSeq lists its product as uncharacterized. The transcript has a single exon. Gene Ontology annotation, molecular function: amino acid transmembrane transporter activity. Bases 1 to 1758 code for a protein of 585 amino acids. NCBI's taxonomy places the organism in Eukaryota, Fungi, Ascomycota, Pichiomycetes, Pichiales, Pichiaceae. Gene Ontology annotation, biological process: amino acid transmembrane transport. Gene Ontology annotation, cellular component: vacuolar membrane. The record is from RefSeq and is a predicted model, not a curated record.